Nothobranchius furzeri (turquoise killifish) is the source of this 4340-nucleotide messenger RNA. NCBI's taxonomy places the organism in Eukaryota, Metazoa, Chordata, Actinopteri, Cyprinodontiformes, Nothobranchiidae. The record is from RefSeq and is a predicted model, not a curated record.
CCAUGCCCACUUAGGCCUAAAACUGUAGAGAAUGGAAAAACCAGAUAGUAAUGUUAGAAACAACCAGUGGCAGAAGCUGCUCAAGUGGCAUAAUGGACAGAAAAUGAAUGAACGAGUGGACGGCGUGAAGAGUGAAGAGAAACGACACAACUGUCAGGACUCAAAGUUAAAAUUUAACUGGAAAGAGUGGGUGAUUGACCCUGCAGACCAUUUUUAUUACAUCUGGCUACAGGUCAUGAUAGUACCUGUUGUGUACAAUGGGGUCAUCAUUAUUUUAAGGACAUGCUUCACUGCGAUUGCACUGAACCUCCUUCCAGUGUGGCUCACCCUGGACUAUCUGUCAGACCUCAUGUAUGCCGCAGACAUGAUAAUUACUCUUCAUACUGGUUACUUGGAUCAAGGUAUACUGAUCAAGGACCUGACUCAGUUGCGGAAGCGGUACCUGCACUCUAAACAUUUCCUGUGGGAUCUGGCCUCCUUGCUGCCUACUGACUUCCUCUACUUUGCAGUUGGCAUUGAAAUUCCCCUGGUGAGGAUUAACCGCCUCCUGCGUAUCCCACGGUUCAGCGAGGCCUUGGAUCGCAUGGAGACAAGAACCUCUUACCCCAAUACUUUCCGCCUCACAAAGCUGAUGAUCUACAUCUUUGUGUUGAUGCACUGGAAUGCUUGUCUCUACUUUGCCUUGUCCAAUUUCAUUGGCUUUGGAAGUGAUCCAUGGGUCUACCCAAACAUAUCCGACCCAGAAUUUGCAUCCGAGAGGCGCCAGUACUUUUACUGCUUCUGGUUCUCUACCGAGAUUUUCACCACAGUAGGCGACACCCCCAGACCUGAGAGAGAAGAAGAGUACUUAUUCAUGAUUGCAGACCUGCUAAUUGCCGUCCUGGUGUUUGCAUCAAUCGUUGGGAACGUUGGCAAUGUCAUCACAAGCCUUAGAGACCGUGACAAUGUCUUUUUCCCCAACCACGAGCUGGUAAAAGCGUACCUGCGCAGCCACCACAUCAGCAAAGAGCUUCGACAGCGCAUCGAUGACUGGUAUCAGCAUCUUCACAUCAACAAGAAGAUCAUGAGAGAAAAUGAGAUCCUGCAGCAGCUGCCUGUACACAUGAGGACAGAGAUUGCAGUCAGUGUCCAUCUUCCCACGCUCUCUAAAGUGACCAUCUUCCAGAGCUGUGAGAAAAGCCUGCUGGAGGAGCUGGUUCUCAAACUCACACCUCAGGUGUUUAGCCCAGGAGAGUAUGUCUGCAGGAAAGGGGAUGUGGGCCAUGAGAUGUACAUCAUCAAAGAGGGGAAACUUGCAGUCGUAGCAGAUGAUGGGGUUACAGAAUUUGCUGUGCUGAGUGCAGGAAAUUUCUUUGGAGAAAUCAGCAUCCUCAACAUCAAAGGUAACAAGUCAGGCAAUCGUCGCACCGCCAACAUCAGAAGCAUCGGCCACUCGGACCUCUUCAGCUUGUCUAAAGAAAACUUGACAGAUGUGUUGUCUGAGUUUCCUGCAGCCAAACGUCACCUUGAGGAGAAAGGCCGACAGAUCCUCAUCAAGAUGGGCAUGCUGGAGGUGGGAGGAGAGGUGGAGGAGGUGGAGGCUGAGAAGGUUGAAACUAAGAUACAGAGGCUGGAGAGCAACGUGGAGGCCCUGCAGACAAAACUGGCUCGUCUCAUGGUGGAAUUAGAGUCAAGCAACCGCAGGAUGCAGGCCAGAGUGGAGCAACUGGAGCUGCAGGCCGUGGCGCUGCAGACUCAGACAUCAGACGAUGCACAGGAAGGAGGAGAGGGGAGAGAUGAGGGGGUGGGAAGAGAGUGUGAAUGGGAGCGAGAGGAGGCAGAGGGAGAGGAAGAUUCAGAUAUAAAGAUGAAAGAGCAGGGACAUGAUGAUAAUGUGUUCAAAGAGGGGGAUGGAGAGAGCACUAAAAGUUCUAAAGAAGAGACUGAAAGAGCGGUGGAGGGAGAUCAAUGUGGCCUGAAGGAGUCAGAUAGUCUCGAAAAGGCAACAGAGGACGCUGGAGAGGAAACUGAAAACAAGGAAGACGACGAGAGACCCGGGAAAGGGGAUGGAGCUGAGAUUGAAACUGGAGAUGGAAAAGGAGAGAAAGGUGAAGAAGCAGAAUCUGAGGAGGAGAUAACACACGCUGAGGGACAAGAAAAGCAACCUGACAAAGAAGCACAGUAGUGAGAGGAAAGGCAAAAAUGUAUUUUUGUGUAAGUUAUUCUGUUUUUGCAUGUAAAUGCUGUAAAACACAGCUGCCAUGGUUGCUGCAAUACAUCUGAUUUCCACUGGAUGGCAGCAUCGCUUCCUGUUUAGCUAGAUGUGUGGCAUAUACAACUGACACCAGUGUAGUGAGCUUUUUGAUUAAGGAGAAAAACCAGCAUAAUCCUCUGGAGAAACGUUCUAGUUGGACUUUUGUAGCUCACAAUUUUCUUUUUGAUAAAACAUUUUUUUUAAAUCUCUUAAAAAAACAAUGGUUUAUGCAAAACCUAAAUGUCAAUAAAUAAAAUAAAAAUUAAUUAUUAGUUUUAUUAAAAAUUAAAAAAAAUCUAAAUACCAAAAAAUGUAAGUUAUUUUUUAAAGAAAGUUAUUUUAUCUGCAUACACAAAAUACUUUAAUAAAUCUUUUGUGUUACCGGUCACCAUUGGGCAGGCAUCAUCUGUUGCUGUUUUUAAAAAGUUAUUGAAGACUUAUUUUUACUCCAAAGCUUUCAACACCUUGGGGUGACAGGGUGGUCCUGGUUUUUUGACUCUUUGUGUCUUAUUUCAUUUUUGUGCUUAUUUUAUGCUUAUUAAUUGGCUGUUGUCAUUUAAUUGUAUUUUUAAUUUUUUUAAUGUUAAGUACUAUGGAUGAACUGGAAAAACGAGAAGAUGGUGAAAAUGUCCUUCUAUUUCAGUUACCCAAUUUAGACUGAGAGACCAUCUAAAGGCUCAGGAACCAUAGGUGUGGAUUCAUUUGCUGAGUGUAGUGUGACACUGAGCCUGGAAUAGAAUAGAAUAGAAUGAAAUAGAAUAGAAUAGAAGUUAUUGAUCCCACAGUUGGGAAAUGCACUUGUUACAGAAGCACAAACACUUAAGAGAAUAAUUUAAAGAAAAAUAAUAACAAAGGUACAUGUAUAUACCCAGUAAGCUACUAUUGUAAACUUCAAUCACUAAAAACCACAAAUAUAAAUUUAAUUUGAGUUGCAGAACUUUGCAGCCGCCAGUAAGGGACACAGAUAUGUAAAUUCCAAUAGGUGCCAUUAAUACAGGUGGAGAACAGAGGAGCCUCUUAUCAAAGAAGUCUGUGAGAGCCAGAAAUGUUGCUUGUUUGUACGAGACCAAAUACUUAUUUUUCACCAUCAUUUCUAAAUAAGUUCUUUAAAAAUCUGAUAAUGUGAUUUUCUGUAUUUUGUUUCCUCAUUUUGUCUCUCAUAGUUGAGGUAUACCUAUGAUGAAAAUUACAAGCCUCUCAUCGUUUAAUGGUGGGAGAACUUGCACAAUUGGAGGCUGACUAAAUACUUUUUUGCCCCACUGUACAUAUGGGACAGCAAUUACCUGUCUUGUCUGUUGGCUACAUUGUAGCCACUGCUGCCCUGGGGCACACUGACAGAAGUGAGGCUGCCAUAUGCACCAUCAGUCCCUCUCACCACUAGCAGCAGUAGCAAGGAGGGUGAAACAUCUUUGUCCAAAGACACAGUGGCCCAAUCCCAAUACCUGCACUUCCACUUAUGCCCUUCAAUUGAGCAAUCCCAAUCAGGGGUGUGAGUGUGUGUCCCAAUUCUCAAGUGAGGAAGUUGAUCAUGCCCCUCUUGCACCCUUGAGCUGCACUUUACCCAAGUCUGUAUCGAUUUUUUAAUGAAAGUAGUUUUUUUAGGAUGAUUAGUUGAUGCUCUGAAACUUUUAGACAAAGUAGAAAUGGAUGUAAAUUUAUUUCAAAGAAUUGUUGUUUAUUUGUUUAAGUUGUAAAUAAAGUUGUUUUUUUUAAUUAUCACAGCGACCAGCAUCCCGGCAUGCACUGCAGUCAAUAUGCUGCCUGUCUCAGUUCGGCAAUUAUUUGCACACUUAUGUACCACUUGAAUCUUAAUGCACACUUCUUCCAAGUGCACUUUGAUGAAGACCGCAGGGUGCAGUGCGAGUACUGGGAUUGGGCCAGUGACUGCAACAGACUGAGCAGGGCAUGAACCUGCAACCCUCUGGACGGCCACUUAACUCCUUUGCCACAGUCAAUAGCAGAGGUGUGACCAAGUCACUGCUUUGCAAGUCACAAGCACCAGAUACUUUUAGUAACCAAGGAAGAUCCACAGACAGUCUACUGUUGUGUUUAAGUGUAGUGUAGUGACAAGUUACUAUCUGGUAUGAGAAACCAGACGAUUUUUUUU